AACACGCAUUUCAGUGACGAUGAGCUGCUUCCUGUCUUCCCGAGUCAUACACGGGGUGUCGGGAUGAGCUAGCUGGAUGAACACCUACGAGAGUCAUGGCCGAUUUGAACAGGCAGCUGCAGGAGUAUUUGGCUCAGUCCAAAAGCGGCGCAAAGGCAGGAUCGCAGCCGAGCUCAAGUACUGCCAUCGAUAUCGGCGAGACGAGCUCAGUAAACGGAAGCUGGUUCGGUCGCUGGUCUAGCUCUUUCUCGGGGACUGCCAACAACAGUGCGGGCCAAGGGUCGAGCAGCGGCGUUUCCUGGCCAUGGUCCUCCGAGCCAGAUGCCUGCCUGCCCGGCAUGAGCCGCUCGCAGAGGCUGGUCGCCUUUGGAGUCUGCAUUGCGAUUUCUGUGCUGUGCUUCGGAUUGUCUGCUCUGUACGCCCCGUUGCUGCUGCUCAAGGCCCGCAAGUUCGCUCUGCUCUGGUCCCUCGGAUCUGUUUUUGCUCUGUUGGGGGCGGGGAUACUGCGGGGACCCAGCAAACUUCUCACGACCCCGUCCCCCGGUGCUGCCUUGUACCUGUGCUCUCUCACGGGCACUCUGUACGCGGCGCUCAGUCUCCACAGCACGGCGCUCACCGCGCUCGGGGCUGUGGUGCAGGUCGCUGCCAUAGCUGGGUACAUUAUUGCCCUGCUCCCAGGAGGGACCGCAGGGAUGAAGUUCCUUGGUAGCAUGGCAGCGUCAGCCAUCAAGCGAACUGUUUCAUCGAAGACCAUGCCCAUCUGACUCCCGACAGCAGACUGGAAGGCACAGAUGCUGGGGACAAAUCGUACGCCCGACAGAAUCUUUUAAUUUAAAAAAUGCCAAAUGAGAUGUAGAACAGUCUCCCUGGAUUCUUGAACUAGGCUUUCAAGCAUACGGUAUUGUGCUUUGUUCCACUACUUGUGAAUCGGGUAUUAAAAUGGUUAAAUGAGGGACUUUCCUAGGCGACAUCAAAGCGCCCCUCAGUAAGGAUAUAGGGUCUUCUUCGGUGAAGGAAUGAAUAUGCUGUGGCAAUUGUGGAUGAUGUGAAAAGCUGGGAUGGAUAAAAGCAGUUUUUCUCACAGCGAAAAGAAAUCCAACCCGGAUCCAGGUGAAGCAAACGGCCCGAGUACGGGCCGUUCACUGACAGAUUAUGGAGUGUUUGAUUAACAUGUUAUGAGCGAUGGGAGAUCUGUGAAUUUAUUAAUCACAUUAGGGACACAGCUGCAUCUCAGCUAGGGCUGUUGUCUUUAGCAUAGACCAUGAAAACUGGGUUUAGAACUGAAAAAAGAGACCAAAUGUAACUGCUUAUUUCGCCCAAAACAAUUGUAUUAACCACUGUUUUAUUUUUGUCACUCUUCAGUUCAGAUUCUUAUGUGAACCUGUUUUACUGUCUUGUUGCUAGCUAGUGGCUCACUGGUGUGAAAAGCUUACAAUUUUAUGCAAUUGUUCAUUCCUUAUCAACUAAAAUAAACUAUAAAUGUAAAAAUAU
Lepisosteus oculatus (spotted gar) is the source of this 1491-nucleotide messenger RNA. It is a transcript of the gene sft2d3, whose product is annotated as SFT2 domain containing 3. Gene Ontology annotation, cellular component: membrane. Gene Ontology annotation, biological process: vesicle-mediated transport. NCBI's taxonomy places the organism in Eukaryota, Metazoa, Chordata, Actinopteri, Semionotiformes, Lepisosteidae. The record is from RefSeq and is a predicted model, not a curated record.